GCUUAAUAGAUGAACUUCGAAAAUUCUUUGUUAGGAAAUUUUAAAGAAAUCAAUCGAACGAGGGCACUUCUUAAAUUUUAAAAAAGAGCCCCUCUUUAAGUAGGCCGUAUAUUCGGGGGGAGCAUUGAUGUGUGAGCUCGAGUGAUUCUUAUGAUAUAUCAGAGGAAUUAGUUCAACCUUGUCUGGUCUACUCAAAUCUUCCUAACUUUCAACAUGGACGGAGGACACGGAUUUGGUCAUGGAAAGGUUGGCCAGGAACCAGGAACUGGUCCCCAGCCAGUUACCCAACAGCCACAGCAGCCGCCCCCCGGGGCACAUCACUACCAACCCCCAGGAUAUCCACAACCAGUACAUCAACAGCAAUCGAACACGACUGUUGUUAUCAACCAGGGGCGGGUUGGCCGACCCCCUCCCCGGAACUGGAGCUCUGGAAUAUUUGGAUGUUUUGAGGACAUGUCGUCUUGCUGUGGUGUUUACUGGUGUGGAAAUGGCUGCUACCCAUGUUACCUGUCGUCCAAACUCAACGAAAGCUGUUGCCUACCAUGCUGCCUGCCAGCAAAUUCGUGGCUGAUAGCCCUCCGUGUCAAAAUGAGGGCCGAAAAUAACAUUCAGGGGUCCAUAAUGGACGACUGUUGUUGCGUUUGCUGCUGUCCCCUCUGUGUCAUGUGCCAGCUGUCACGUGAACACGACUACACACUUGCUAACCCACAGACCUAUUGAGAACGGACAUGUUAUGGAUUGCUUCAUUCCCUUUAUGCGUAGUUGUGUGUGCAUUAACUACCAUUGUAACCACACCUUGAACUCUCAAUCCCUAUAAAGUGACAUAGAUUACGCUAUUCAAACUUACGAUGGUUAAAUACAUGUACAUAAAUCGUAAAAAAUUGUCUUUAAAAAAAAAAGAAUCAUUAUCCUGAUUAUCAAAGGGCCGGCCAUUUAAACGUUUUGAGUUAUUUAAUAAGCAACCUUUAACUAGUAUAAAUAAUGAAAAUAUACUAGCAGCAACGAAAAUGAUAAAAAAUUAAAAUUCCCCGGCCCCCUAUUAUCUAGCAUCCAAUGAAUAUGCAUGUAGUUUUGAAACAUGAAAAGAGUUGGCAGAGGCUAUCUGAUUUCAACUUUGAAACAAUACACUUUCUAUACUUGAUUUUUGUACGUGAACACCGUCACCCUGAAUCAUUCUUGGACGUUUCCUGUUAUUGACGCCAUGCAAGCAGUUUGGAUAUGAUUUGUGUAGACCUUCAUCUUUACUUUUUGUAGUUAUGGUACUGGUGUUGAAAAAAUAUCAAAGUUCAUUUCAUUUUCUAUUGCUUUACUGAACUUUUUUCCAUGUGUUAUAGUUUGUUAAUAAAUAAAGAAUUUUACGUCAAUGUUAA
Molecule: messenger RNA, 1370 nt
Organism: Magallana angulata
Lineage: Eukaryota; Metazoa; Mollusca; Bivalvia; Ostreida; Ostreidae
Product: placenta-specific gene 8 protein-like
Exons: 5
Coding region: 214-720 (168 amino acids)
Source: RefSeq, a predicted model, not a curated record